Hyla sarda is the source of this 2203-nucleotide messenger RNA. It is a transcript of the gene CXCR6, whose product is annotated as C-X-C motif chemokine receptor 6. The record is from RefSeq and is a predicted model, not a curated record. Gene Ontology annotation, biological process: G protein-coupled receptor signaling pathway; immune response; inflammatory response. Lineage: Eukaryota; Metazoa; Chordata; Amphibia; Anura; Hylidae. The transcript has 2 exons. Gene Ontology annotation, molecular function: coreceptor activity; C-X-C chemokine receptor activity. Gene Ontology annotation, cellular component: membrane. Bases 45 to 1052 code for a protein of 335 amino acids.
GACAAAACCACAGCUUCUCAUAGCACCAACGUUCUGCACUGAAGAUGGAACCUGAAGACAACUUGAAUGACAUAUACAGCGGCAUGUUCAACGAAGACGAGCAGGAACCUUACUCCAGCAUGCUCCACUACCUAUUUCUUCCUAUAGCAUAUUCUAUAACUUGUGUUCUUGGACUGAUCGGGAACGUUCUGAUUAUUAUGGUGUUUGUGAGAUACGAGAAGAUAAAGACCCUCACAGACACCUUCUUGGUCAAUCUGGCUGUUGCAGACAUCCUGUUCCUGCACACUCUUCCAUUUCUGGCUUAUGAAGCAGCACAUAGCUGGAUCUUUGGGGACUUCAUGUGUAAAAUUAUAAGGGGCACAUACAGAAUUAAUCUAUAUACAUCCAUGCUGAUUCUCACUUCCAUCACAUUUGACAGAUUUAUUUCUAUUACAAAAGUUACUAAGGCAAAUAAAUACCAAGUGACCAAACACAAGUGGAGGGUGUGUUCCGGCCUCUGGUCCCUGGCACUGGUCCUGGCCAUUCCCCAGUUUGUAUACAGCAGAGAACAGGAGGAGAAAUGCUUUGAGGUCUAUGAGCCUCCUAUCAUGGAACUUGUGGUGGUUUCACUUCAAAUGAUUGUGGGCUUUCUAAUGCCAUUGUCUGCAAUGAUCUUUUGUUACAGUUUUAUUCUUAAGACUUUAGUUAACGCCAGAGGUGUCCAGAAGAAAAAGUCCAUGAAGAUAAUAGUGGCCAUAGUGGUUGUGUUCACAGUCACACAGCUGCCCUAUAACUCCCUUGUCCUGGCACUUGCCCUAAAGAAGGAUCUUUUGGUUGACAAAGUAUUUGCUUAUGUAAGCAUCAUAAUGGAGGCUGUAGCUUAUCUCCAUGCUUGUCUCAACCCAGUCCUAUAUUUCUUUGUUGGUACAAAGUUUAGAAAACAUUUCUGGAAAAUGCUGAAAGGUUUGGGUCUCAACAUGAUGGCUGAGGAAACCAGCGAUCAACAACGAGCGACCGAUGGAGACUCCAAGUAUGUUUCUGCUUCCACAAACAUAAAUGUAACAAGUGUGUAAAUGGCUGAACUUAGGCAUGGAUAUAAAGAGAAGCGCUUCUCAUAGACCAGCAGCAAUUGUAAGGCACCGUACAGCUCUAUUAACACUUUACUGUUCAUUUUCUUUUAAGCUUUCAUUGUUUCCUAAGGCUCAGAAUAGUGCAGGCAGCUGCAGGCUAUCCCCAUUAUAAGUCAAUAGGGAAAAUAAUGAAACAUAAAGGACUGUAUCUGCCAUGGAUCUUAUCAGCAGAACUGUAUUGGGAGUGAAACCCUUGUAUUAAUAUUCGAGCUCAGUCAAUGUAGUGGUCAUUCCCAGAUCAUUGAGGCCCUUGUGGAUGAAGCUGGAUGAUACUUGGCCCCAGUAACAAUUUCUAUCAUAGUAGCUAAAAAAUUUGAUAUGCUUCAAUAAAGGUGUUAAAAGAUAUAGUGAUAAAGGAUCUAACUUCUUUUCUGCCACAAAGUUUUUAUUGCUGAUAGCAGCUAUGGAGGAGAAGGGGCAAUGAGGGGGAAUCUUCUUGGAGUUGUGCUCUUUUCUUCACCCUCUGGCCCAGAUCACCACGAUGACCUCCACGAUGACUUCUUUCCACCACAAAUUGUCUCUAAAGUAUUUGCUGCCAAUUUUGGCUCCUUUACAUCAAACUCUUGAUACCAGCAAUGAUACUUGGAUGAAAAAAUAUUACUUUAUUUGCCUAUUUUCUUACUGGAAAAAAAACUUUUAUUGUUUUGGCAAAUAAAGGAAUAUUUUUAUCCAAGUGACAAAUAGUAUCCACAGGACACCAGAUGGUAAGAGUACCAUACCAUUGAUGGCAAUAGCAGCCCUCUAUUUGUCACACAAAUGAAUAGCACCACAUGUUAUGCCCUCUAGAGGCCCUCACAGUAAUUGUGUCUGUUUGUUCUACCCACUUAUAGUACACAGAAUGGUAUAGGCCUGCAGCAUAAAAGUGUCACACACUAAACAGGAAGGCACGCACUCAAAAGAUGAACACAAUAUAAAUAUAACAGUCCAUAAGAAAAAUGUAGUAAUCACAUGAGAUUAACCCCUUAAAAGGGACCCAAUCAUCAGAUUUUACCCUAUAUAACGCUUGGCAAAGCGUUAUAUAGGGUAAAAAUCUUUAUCCUCACCAGCUCUGGGGGACGCUCCUGCCCCCAGGGAUGGUGAAGAUAUGAAGUUAU